AUGCACGCUACUUUCGCUCGUCAAUUCACUUCGACUGCCAGAAUCAUGUCCAACGUCUUUUUCGACAUCACCAACAACCGCGCCCCUGCGGGACGCAUCACCUUCAAGCUCUACGAUGACGUCGUUCCCAAGACCGCCAAGAACUUCCGCGAGCUCUGCACUGGUGCUCCCGGUUUCGGUUACAAGGGCUCUUCCUUCCACCGUGUCAUCCCCCAGUUCAUGCUUCAGGGUGGUGACUUCACCGCCGGUAACGGUACCGGUGGCAAGUCGAUCUACGGCGAAAAGUUCCCCGACGAGAACUUCAAGUUGACCCACAACAAGCCCGGUCUUCUUUCGAUGGCCAACGCUGGUCCCAACACCAACGGCUCGCAGUUCUUCAUCACCACCGUUGUCACCCCCUGGUUGGACGGCAAGCACGUCGUCUUCGGUGAGGUCAUCGAGGGUAUGAACAUUGUCAAGGCUAUCGAGGCCCAAGGUUCCAGCUCGGGCAAGCCCAAGUCCACCAUCACCAUCGCCAACUGCGGUGAGUGCUAA
This is a messenger RNA of Ustilago hordei, 534 nucleotides long. Its product is annotated as putative CPR1 - cyclophilin (peptidylprolyl isomerase). The transcript has a single exon. Gene Ontology annotation, molecular function: peptidyl-prolyl cis-trans isomerase activity. Gene Ontology annotation, biological process: protein peptidyl-prolyl isomerization; protein folding. The coding region runs from base 1 to 534 and encodes 177 amino acids. The record is from RefSeq and is a predicted model, not a curated record. Lineage: Eukaryota; Fungi; Basidiomycota; Ustilaginomycetes; Ustilaginales; Ustilaginaceae.